AUGGUUGAUCCAUACAUCGUCAGUGGGGUGUCGUACCCGAGCCUGUUUGCCUUCUGUUGCUCUUCGGCAUUAAUCUACAUCUUGGUAAUUGGAAUUUACCGCCUGUACUUCCACCCACUCGCCUCGUUCCCCGGCCCGUUCUGGGCUCGCUUGUCGGUGAUCCCGUCCUGGUGGCAUACUCGUACAGGUGAUAGACACAUCUGGCUGCAUAGUCUUCAAGAAAAAUACGGCCCUGAGUUUCGUUAUCGCCCAGACAGUGUCGUGUUAAACACGCCUACUGCGUUUAAGAAGAUAUUCGGACCGAAAGGCAACGUCAGGAAGAGUGACUACUACCGCGUUUGGCCACGCAAUGUUCACUCGAUCAACACUUGGAGCAGCACAGCUAUCAAUGUUCAUGCUCGCAAGCGCCGCGUGCUGAACUACGCAUUUUCCGAGGCUGCUUUGCGUGAUGCCGAAGUGUUUCUUCAUUCGAACAUGGACCGAUGGCUGGAGCUGAUAGGACAACAAGCAACAAAGGAUGGUGAAUGGACGACACCUAUCAACAUGUGUGACUGGAUCAACUGGCUCGUCUUCGAUAUCCUUGGUGACCUGUGCUUUGGUAAGAACUUUAAUAUGAAAGAACCCGAAAGCGACCUUCGCCAUAUCCCCGAAAUCAUGGCCACAUUUUUGGAAAUCCUCCACGCAACUGCCUUCAGCCCAUUUGCUGAUUUGUGGGUAUGGCUGAAGCCCCGAGGCCUUGAUUGGCUCCUUUCAGUAGCAUCACCGCCAGCCGUUGUAAGAUGGCAAGACUUCAUCGCGCAGUGUCUCGAGAACCGUUCUCGUGACGAGAAAGAGUUGGAAAUGAACCCAAAGCCUGAAGGAGAAGUCCGAAAAGACUUCUUCCAUUGGCUGUUCAACGCUGUUGACCCUGAGACUGGAAAGCGUGGCUACGAUCUGAACGAGCUGUUUGCUGAGUGCGAGCUACUGACAAUCGCAGGCUCUGACACAACCUCUGUCGUAAUGUCUGCUGCUUUCUUUUACUUAGCAAAGCAGCCAGCAAUUCAGGCCAAGAUUGCUCAGGAGAUUCGAUCCAAGUUUGCAAGCUACGAUGAGAUCAGGUCUGGCACUAAACUUAUGUCCUGUACCUAUCUCACAGCAUUCCUUCAAGAAGCCAUGCGAAUGACCCCGCCACUUGCCGCAGAGCCAAGCCGACAGGUCCUUCCAGGCGGCACUACUGUCGACGACCAUUACUUCCCCGCUGGUGUCCAUGUAAGUACUGGACUUUAUUGUCUCAGUUACAACUCGAACGUGUAUCCCGAGCCCUUCAAGUUCCGCCCCGAACGCUGGAUUGUGGACGAGUCUGGAAAGGAAGGAUCUUCAGCAGAAAGCGUAGCUUUGGCCGACAGCGGCUUCUGUGCCUUUUCCUUUGGAACCCGUGGCUGCGUUGGGAAGAAUCUCGCCUGGCUUGAGAUGCGUCUCGUUCUCGCAAAGACGCUCUGGAUGUUCGAGGUGCAAGGGGUCCCGAAUAACAAUCUUGGUGGGGGUGACCGGAAUGCUUCGCCCGGGCGACAGGUGGAAGAUCAAUACCAAAUCUACGACAUGUUUGUGGCUAACAGAAAAGGCCCGAUGGUCCAAAUGAGAAAGAGGCAGUGUUAA
This is a messenger RNA of Bipolaris oryzae ATCC 44560, 1635 nucleotides long. RefSeq lists its product as uncharacterized. The record is from RefSeq and is a predicted model, not a curated record. The coding region runs from base 1 to 1635 and encodes 544 amino acids. Gene Ontology annotation, molecular function: iron ion binding; oxidoreductase activity, acting on paired donors, with incorporation or reduction of molecular oxygen; monooxygenase activity. The transcript has 3 exons. NCBI's taxonomy places the organism in Eukaryota, Fungi, Ascomycota, Dothideomycetes, Pleosporales, Pleosporaceae.